UCAGGACGGCGCUCGCCCGGCCUGUGACGGCCCCGCUCACCGCCGGCGGGGCCCGGCCCCCUUCGCGCAGACCCGGCGGGCCGCGGGGGCGGGGCGGGGCCGUCCUCUCGCGAGCGCUGGCCCGUGCUCGCGCCGUGCCCUUGCGGCGCCAUGGCGGGCUACUGGGACGGCCCCGAGGGCGAGGACUGCCCGCGCCGCGCCUGGCUGACCACCCGCGUGGGCGCCGCCGCGGGCUUGGUCGGGACGGCCUACCGCAUCAUCCUGCAGCAGCCCCACUCGGCACUGGCCGCCUUGCAGAUGGCCGCCGCGGACAGCGUCACCAUGGCUACACUGGGAGCCGUGUUUGGCGUAACUACCUGCCUCAGUGCCCAAAUCCGAGAGGAACCAGAUGAUCCCUUGAACUAUUUCAUAGGAGGCUGUGCGACGGGAGCUGUCUUAGGUGCAAGAGCGCACAGUUACAUGACGGGUACCACUGCCUGUUUGGGGUUUGGCAUUACCGCUGCCCUCAUGAAGAUAGGUAACAAGGAGGGCUGGAGGCUGACGGGACCUCCCAAGCUGUGAAUGAGCCUUUCCUCCCUGCGAGCUGUCUUGUGAACGCUGUGUCUAAUGAGACGUUGUGCAAUAAAGAUACUGUCAACUCA
This is a messenger RNA of Chroicocephalus ridibundus (black-headed gull), 641 nucleotides long. It is a transcript of the gene NDUFA11, whose product is annotated as NADH:ubiquinone oxidoreductase subunit A11. Gene Ontology annotation, biological process: mitochondrial respiratory chain complex I assembly. The record is from RefSeq and is a predicted model, not a curated record. Lineage: Eukaryota; Metazoa; Chordata; Aves; Charadriiformes; Laridae. The coding region runs from base 151 to 561 and encodes 136 amino acids. The transcript is spliced from 4 exons.